UGUGCUUACUUCCGCCCCAAACAAAAACGAUACAUGUCCACUUUAAACUCGCUAGACCUCCCGUUAAUAUAAUAGUUAUAUAAUAAUAGCAAUGACGUUAGCGUAUGGUAUUGCGUAGUGAUAAGUCACUGUAUUUCAAAAUUCUCGUGGGAUUUCACGCUUCCGGGAAGUACAAGACAGCGCUAUCCAUGGUGCUGCUACCAUGGCUGAGCUGAAAGAGCCAUCUAGCGUGAUCCGGGAGCACCAUACGCUGCUGCAGGUGUCCAACUCACAUGGACUUCAGUUGCUGGGUGUGCUCAGAUCUUUUCGGGAGCAAGGCCUGCUUUUUGACUUCACCAUCAAAGUCCAGGAACGCAGUUUUCCCUGCCAUCGGUGUGUUCUGGCAGCAUGCAGUGAUUUCUUCAGGGCCAUGUUUGAGGCGGCUAUGCGGGAACGUGAUGAUGGUUCAGUAACACUGUGUAACCAGUUUCCGGCUGUGGUGGAGUCCUUCCUGGAUUUUGCCUACUCUGGCGAGAUUCUUAUCACGGAAGAAAACGUAGACUCACUGUUUCAGCUUGCCUCCUUUUUGCAGGUGCCAGUUCUGUCCAAAGCCUGCAGUGACUUCUUGUUAGAAACGAUAGAUCUUGGUAACUGCCUGUCACUUUUUGCCCUUGCUGAGGCAUAUGGUUCAGCUUCCCUCCUGCAAAGUGCCACGGACUUUGUGGUUCAAAACUUCCAAGACCUUUCCAACACCCAAGACUUCCUGGACAUGCAGGUGAAUGUGUUGGAGGAAUGCCUCAGGUCAGAUGCCCUCUGUGUGCCCAGUGAGGAGGCUGCGGUCAUGUCACUUCUAAGGUGGAUCCGCCAAGAUAUUCCUGGACGACAGAAGCUGCUUCCCAAAUUGUUAUCUCUAACGAGACUUCACCAUCUACCUCCGCAUGCGCUUCAGACUCUUCAUGAGUCAGAUCUGAUGAGCAACAAUAAUUCCUGUAUGGCUCUGAUCUCAGUGGCUAAGAGCAGACAGAGUCAGCACAGUGGUCUGUUCACUGAUGCCAGGCCUGCCACCACACAGAGCUACAUUUAUAUCCACAAGACGGAGGAGAACGGAGUGGUCCACCACUCUUUCUGCUACUGUCUGGAAACAGACCAGUGGAAAGAGCUUGAAAUGGGCCAGGGGCAGGGAAUGAGCACGGUGCCAGACCCACCAGGCUCCCAUCUGACUGGCUAUGCUGAGAAGAUGUUUGUCACUGGUGGUUGCCGUGGAAACUGUUGCCGGGCAGUACGCAUCCACGUGGCAGAGCCUUUCCAUGAUGCUACCGAUGAGGUUUGGUGCUUCUCCCCUGUAACAAGAACAUGCACACCAGCUCCAGCGAUGCUGAAACCCCGAACCAUGCAUACAGCAGUGGUCUGUCUGGAGCGAGUGUAUGUCAUUGGGGGACGGACAGAGGGAUCAAGAGGGGCUUCUCCCAGUCUACUCGAGGUGGAGUAUUACGACCCACUGGUAAAGAGCUGGUUCUCAGUCAGUCCUCUGCCCACUGCAAUCUUCUAUCCUGAGGCCAGUGUUUGUGGCAGUAUUAUCUACACACUGGGAUCAGAGAUGGAGAUAACAGACUCCUUUAACCCCUCACUGGACUGUUUCUUCAGCUAUGAUGCGCAACAGGACCAGUGGUGCCGCCUGGUGGUAGAGUUUUGCCAGUUUUUCCAUGCAACACUGGUCAAGGCUAUGUCCGUUAAUGAAACACUGCACCUCUGUGACCUGUCCACUUACAAGGUGUACAGUUUCUGCCCACAGACGUGUGUGUGGAAAGGGGAGGGGUCAUUUGAGUGUGCAGGGUUCAAUGCUGGAGCAGUUGGUAUCAGAGAUAAAAUUUACAUUUUAGGUGGAGACUAUUCCCCUGAUGAGAUUACAGAUGAAGUCCAGGUGUACCACAGUGACAGGAGUCAAUGGGAGGAAGUGGCACCUAUGCCCAGAGCCCUGACUGAAUUCCACUGCCAGGUCAUCAGUUUUAACAAGCACACAAACCCAUGGAGUGACAUAGAAUGAUGCACACAGGCUGUAAGCGGACUGUAUAACCUUGUAAAAAGCAUGUUUUUCAUUCAUUAUGUAAGUUAAAAAUUGUUGAUUAAAACCUCUC
Phycodurus eques (leafy seadragon) is the source of this 2114-nucleotide messenger RNA. RefSeq names its product kelch repeat and BTB (POZ) domain containing 3 (gene kbtbd3). Bases 203 to 2023 code for a protein of 606 amino acids. Gene Ontology annotation, molecular function: protein binding. Lineage: Eukaryota; Metazoa; Chordata; Actinopteri; Syngnathiformes; Syngnathidae. The transcript has 10 exons. The record is from RefSeq and is a predicted model, not a curated record.